AUGGUUAUUUCCUGAUAUCAAGAAACGUCCCGAAUUGAUGUCUGCGCACGCACCAUAUCGUCCAAAGCGAGUCGAAUGGUUUCAUUUCUGUGCCUGUAAAUGAAAGUGGGAUUGGAUUUUUACAAUAUGAGGUCUGACUCCCUGUAAACGGUGAUGGCUCCAGGCGACAUGGUGCCGGAGCAUGCCAAGCAGCAUAAGCUCAAGCAGAAGAAGGAGAACCGUCAGAGCACCACCACCACCACCACCAGGCCCGAUGGAGACUCUGAGCCUGACGGAUCCUUUGUCUUUGAGGCCUAUGAGGCAUGGAAGGACUUCCACGACUCCCUGAGGCAGUUCUACGAAGUGGGGGAGCUCUGUGAUGUCACACUGAAGGUUGGCAGCAGGCUGAUACCAUGCCACAAGCUGGUGCUGGCUUGUGUCAUCCCUUACUUCAGGGCCAUGUUCCUGUCCGAGAUGUCCGAGGCCAAACAGGACCUGAUUGAGAUCAAGGACUUUGACGGAGACGCCAUCCACGACCUGGUGCGUUUCGCCUACUCCUCCCGUCUGACCCUGACAGUGGACAAUGUACAGCCCCUCCUCUACGCAGCCUGUAUACUGCAGGUAGAGUUGGUUGCCAGAGCCUGCUGUGAGUACAUGAAGGCCCACUUCCACCCCUCCAACUGCCUGGCUGUCCGCACCUUUGCCGAGAGCCACAACCGCGUCGACCUGAUGGACAUGGCAGAUCGCUACGCUUGCGAGCAUUUCCGGGAAGUGGUGGACUGUGAGGACUUCCCGUGCGUGUCGCCUCCUCACCUGAGAACCCUAUUGUCCUCCAGUGAUCUGAACAUCCACUCUGAGACUCAGGUGUACACCGCUGCUGUCAAGUGGUUGAAGAAUAACCCUCAACACCACGAGGCCUGGCUGCAGCAGAUCAUGACUCAGGUGCGUCUCCCCUUGCUCCCAGUAGACUUCCUGACAGCCACGGUGGCCAAAGAGGAGAUGAUCAGAGGGAACCUGAGCUGCAGAGAUCUGCUGGAUGAGGCCAGGAACUAUCACCUGCACCUCAGCAACAAGGUGGUCCCGGACUUUGAGUAUUCAGUAAGAACAACGCCUAGGAAACACACUGCAGGUGUGUUGUUCUGUGUGGGUGGGCGGGGUGGUUCUGGUGACCCGUUCCGCAGCAUCGAGUGUUACUCCAUCAGCAAGAACAGCUGGUUCUUUGGACCUGAGAUGAACAGUAGGAGACGACAUGUUGGAGUCAUCUCUGUAGGAGGUAAAGUGUAUGCAGUAGGGGGGCAUGAUGGUAGUGAACACCUGGGCAACAUGGAGAUGUUUGAUCCUCUCACUAACAAGUGGAUGAUGAAGGCUUCCAUGAACACUAAGAGAAGGGGCAUAGCUCUGGCAGCUCUGGGAGGUCCUAUCUACGCCAUCGGAGGCCUAGAUGACAACUCGUGCUUCAACGACGUGGAGAGAUACGAUAUCGAGAGCGACCGCUGGACUGCUGUGGCGUCCAUGAACACACCCAGAGGAGGGGUGGGCUCUGUGGCCUUAGGGAGUCAUGUGUACGCUGUGGGAGGUAACGACGGUGUGGCCUCUCUGUCCAGUGUGGAGAGGUUUGACCCCCACCUCAACAAGUGGACAGAGGUCAGGGAGAUGGGCCAGAGACGAGCAGGGAACGGAGUCAGUGAGCUGAACGGAUGCCUCUAUGUCGUGGGCGGUUUUGAUGACAACUCCCCGCUGAGUUCCGUGGAACGUUUGGACCCCCGUCUGUGUCGCUGGAACUACGUCUCUGAGCUGACCACGCCCCGAGGCGGAGUGGGCGUGGCCACGGUCAUGGGUCGAGUGUUCGCAGUCGGUGGUCACAACGGAAACAUUUAUCUUAACACAGUGGAGGCCUUCGACCCCCGUAUGAACAGAUGGGAGCUGGUGGGGUCUGUCUCUCACUGCCGGGCAGGAGCCGGAGUGGCCGUCUGUUCCACUCACAUCAGCCAGAUCAGAGACGUGGGCCAGGGCUCCAGCAACGUGGUCGACUGCAUGUGACCGCUGGCUGACCCGGGAAAACUGCACAAGAUCAGACGUGCACAGAACAGCACCCAUCCCACGCACAGCCACAAGCACUCAAUCACACUGCACCGGACACUGACUAGGAGCAGCUGUCCUUGAAGCAGCACUUCCCUUUAGCACUGAUUGUAAUGUAACCAGUCUCACUAUGUUAGGUGGUGUGCAUUGUUAUUAUUCAGCUGAAGACACUUCUCUGACUGAACCUUAUCAGUGGAGAACUGAUCAACAAACAAUCCAUAUAUUUUCUCUUUUUGUGAUGUUUACAGAUGCAAUUCAGUGAUUGGUGUAUUUUGAACAAAUUAUAGAUUUUCUUUGCGUUUUGACUGCUUUGGAACUUUAUCGAAGGAAAAUAGCUGACUGAUCGUUGCGCUUUAGAUGUCUCAUUAGACAGGCCUUGCAUAUCAACUUGUAUUUUUUUUUAAGAGCGACCGGUUAGUACUCUAUCAGACCUCACUUUCACAAUCAUCACUGUCUGAACCGGUUAGUACCUAUGCUCUGUCAGACCUCACUUUCACAAUCAUCACUGUCUGAACCGGCUAGUACCUAUGCUCUGUCAGACCUCACUUUCACAAUCAUCACUGUCUGAACCGGCUAGUACCUAUGCUCUGUCAGACCUCACUUUCACAAUCAUCACUGUCUGAACUGAGAGAUCUUCCUAGGGUUCCCAGCAGUCUCUCACAUAUAAAACAGUAUAAGAGAGAGCACUGUGAAGUAUGGACAGUAUCUGGAGGCUGGAAAGCUGUCAAGUGAAGACUCUGAACAGAACAGUGUUUGGGAUUUAAAAAAAUAUAAUCUGACAUUCUAUUGACUCACACAUAGACAUAGAGGAUUUCAGGGCUUUCAUUCAGAUCUAUCCGCUGUAAGCUCCGUGAUGCUGAAACCGCUUUCGUGUUAGCAUUAGCUAGCUGUAGCCUGUAUUUGCGUUUUGAACAAUCAUUCAGACUGAUUCUAAUUGAGAGAGUUUAAUCUAUGGCGGUCUUUGGCAGAGUUGGACUAAAUUGUGAAGCAAUAAGAGGUUGAUAUCUCUGUUACCAGACUGAACGUGUGCAGUUUUGAAAUGACUGAGGGACUAGUGAUAACUCUCAGGACAGACAGUCUAGGGUCUUAGCAGAAUGCUAACCCUCAUACUCUCUGUGUUCUACUCAAAGAUGGCUGGGUUUGUCAGUAAACAAGUGUGCUUUCAGACGUGUGAAGAGAUGAAUCCUCUAUCUGCCAAAUGAUUCCGAUUUUACAAUUUUUAUAUUUGGAAGUUUUUAUGAAAUCAGUGCUUAUCUUUGGUGUUGUUCUUUACUGUCUUGUCUUAGACUUGUUGUUGUGCACUAUCUUCCUAGAGUCAUCAGGGGUUUCACUAUGUUUUGUCCUAUGGAAAUGUUUAUGCUAUUUUCAACAUGUUUUGACAGUGAGUGUCUGCUCUUUUUUUUUUUUUUUUGAGGCCUUGUGUUUGAAGAUUUUUCCUCAACCUUAUUUUCUUGUGACUCCUCCUGGUCAAUUCAAGGCCUUUCAGGUAAUUCUGGAUUUGAUUGUGAGACUGUUGUUGGUCAACAGAUUGACCCAAGACUUUGAUUUAGAAAUACACAUGUUUGAAGCGAUGAUAUGCAUUAGGAAAACAUGCUCUUUCCAUGACAUAGACCGACUAGGUGAAUCCAGGUUAAAGCUAUGAUCCCUUAUUGAUGUCACUUGUUAAAUCCACUUCAAUCAGUGUAGACGAAGGGGAGGAGACAGGUUAAAGAAAGAUUUUUGAGACAUAGAUUGUGUAUGGGUGCCAUUCAGAGGGUGAAUGGGCAAGACAAAAGAUUUAAUGGGGCAAGCUGAAAGUGCCUUUGUACAGGUUAUGGUAGUAGGUACCAGGUGCACCGGUUUGAGUGUCAAGAACUGCAAAGCUGCUGGGUUUUUCACACUCAACAGUUUCCCGUGUGUAUCAAGCAUGGCCCAUCACCCAAAGGACAUCCAGCCAACUUGACACAACUUUAGGAAGCACUGGAGUCAACAUGGGCCAGCAUCCCUGUGGAACGCUUUGGACACCUUGUAGAGUCCAUGCCCCGACGAAUUGAGGCCGUUCUGAUGGUCCUUAAUAAUGUUCUGUACACUCCGUUAUAUGCAUAUUUUCUCUUGUGCCCUCCAUUUAAGGGAAUAUUGAAUUGUUGCACCAUUGGUUUGUUGUAUUCUACAAUAGAACUGUAAUACCUCUGGUGUGUCAUACUGUACACCAGGGGUGUGUACUGACUUGCCAGCCGUAAUAUAGAACAUAUAGAAUGUAAGUUCAUGCUUUUGUAAAUGUGUUCCUAUUGGUUCAGAUGAAUGCUGUGUCUUUGCAUUGUAUUUUAUAUAGCUAAAAUCUUCAUUUUUGUUGAUGUUACUAUAAUAAAUCUGUCAUUAUCCAUGA
Molecule: messenger RNA, 4423 nt
Organism: Oncorhynchus kisutch (coho salmon)
Lineage: Eukaryota; Metazoa; Chordata; Actinopteri; Salmoniformes; Salmonidae
Product: kelch-like protein 8
Exons: 10
Coding region: 154-2019 (621 amino acids)
Molecular function (GO): protein binding
Source: RefSeq, a predicted model, not a curated record